Molecule: messenger RNA, 3291 nt
Organism: Silurus meridionalis
Lineage: Eukaryota; Metazoa; Chordata; Actinopteri; Siluriformes; Siluridae
Gene: acox1
Product: acyl-CoA oxidase 1, palmitoyl
Exons: 14
Coding region: 146-2128 (660 amino acids)
Biological process (GO): fatty acid beta-oxidation using acyl-CoA oxidase; very long-chain fatty acid metabolic process; lipid homeostasis
Cellular component (GO): peroxisome
Molecular function (GO): fatty acid binding; FAD binding
Source: RefSeq, a predicted model, not a curated record
CUUUGCCCUCCUAACGCGGAAGCGAAGUUCACUGGACUAGGCCAGAGUUGAAACGUUAUUCAAUAUAUCAUUCUGGAAAUAACGUGUCGUUGUUUAAGCGUCCUACGUGUUUUUAUUAUUAAUAUUAUUAUUAAGAUAUUCAGCAAUGAAUCCUGAUCUUCGCCGUGAAAGAGAGAAUGCCACAUUCGAGACGGAAAUUCUUACAAAUAUAUUGGACGGAAGUGUGGAGAAGACCCGAAGGAGAAGAGAAAUAGAAUCUCUGGUCUUAAACGACCCUGACUUCCAACAAGAAGACCCGAACUUCCUGUCCCGCAGCGAGCGAUACGAUGCUGCCGUUCGGAAGAGUGUCCACAUGUUUUCGAAGCUUAGGGAUUAUGGCAUCUCUGAUCCUGAGGAGAUAUACUUCUAUAAAAGAGUGGCACGGAAAAACGCCACCGAGGCGUUCGGCCUCCAUUUCACGAUGUUCGUCCCUACGCUGUCCGGGCAGUGCACCCCCGAGCAGCGCAGCAAAUGGCUUGCAUUGUCCAAUUCGUUCGAGGUGGUCGGCACGUACGCCCAGACCGAACUGGGGCACGGAACGCACAUCCGUGGACUUGAGACCACAGCGACCUACGACCCCUCCACACAGGAGUUUGUCCUGAACAGCCCGACGGUUACAUCCAUCAAGUGGUGGCCAGGAGGACUGGGUAAGACGUCCAAUCAUGCCAUUGUGUUGGCCCAGCUCUACACGCAGGCCAAGUGUCACGGCCUCCACGCCUUCAUCGUCCCUAUACGGUGCAUGAAAACCCACCAGCCUCUGCCAGGAGUGAUUGUAGGUGACAUUGGCCCCAAAUUUGGCUUUGAUGAGGUGGAUAACGGUUAUCUGAAGCUGGACAACAUUCGGAUCCCGCGUGAAAACAUGCUGAUGAAAUACUCCAAGGUCCAACCUGACGGCACGUACGUGAAGCCCCCAAGUGAUAAACUGACGUACGGCACCAUGGUGUUUAUUCGCGCCAUGAUCGUAGGAGAAGCGGCCAUGGCUCUGUCCAAAUCCUGCACCAUCGCCAUCCGCUACAGCGCCGUCCGUCAUCAGUCCGAACUACGAGCUGGAGAGCCUGAGCCACAGAUCUUGGACUACCAAGCUCAGCAGUAUAAACUCUUGCCGCUGUUAGCUACAGCCUACGCCUUCACCUUCGUGGGUCAGUACAUGAAAAACACGUACAAUCGUAUUACCGGAGACAUCAACCAGGGUGACUUUAGCCAGCUGCCUGAGCUUCAUGCCCUAGCUGCAGGUUUGAAAGCAUUCACUACCUGGACUGUGAAUACCGGGGUUGAAGUGUGUCGGAUGGCAUGCGGAGGUCACGGUUACUCUCGAAGCAGCGGCCUGCCGGACAUCUACGUCACCUUUACGCCCAUGUGCACUUACGAAGGAGAGAAUACUGUCAUGAUGCUGCAGACGGCCCGUUACCUGGUUAAGAGCUACAGACAGGUGCGCGAUGGAAAGCAGCUCAGCGGCAUCGUGUCCUAUUUGAACGAAUCUAAUCCACGUUUCCAGCCUCACCCUACAGCCUCCAGACCCACAGUCAUUAACAUCAACGACCUGCAGAGCCUCGUGGAAGCCUACAAAAUCCGAGCUGCAAACCUGGUGGAGACGGCGGCCAAGAGCCUGCAGACGGAGCUCCAGCGCAGCAAGAGCCAAGACGAUGCCUGGAACAGCAGCUCUUUAGAGCUCAUCCGAGCGUCCGACGCUCACUGUCACUACGUCGUAGUGAAGCUCUUCGCUGCCAAACUGAGUGAGAUCAGUAACACAGCCGUGUACUCCGUUCUCAGCACUCUCGCAUUGCUCUAUGCCCUGCACGGUGUUGCCCAAAACUCUGGAGACUUCUUGCAGGCUGGUCUACUGACCGUCCCUCAGCUGUCUCAGAUCACUCAGAGAAUAAAGGCCCUGAUGGCUGAAAUCCGCCCAAACGCCGUGGCUCUGGUGGACGCCUUUGACUACCGUGACGGGAUGCUGAGCUCGACGCUAGGCCGCUAUGAUGGGAACGUCUACGAGAGCAUGUUCGAGUGGGCCAAGAGAUCUCCGCUCAACCGUACGGAGGUCCAUGAAUCCUAUUACAAGUACAUGAAACCUCUGCAGUCCAAACUGUGAGCAUGAAGCGGAAACACCUCUUUGACUAACAUAUAAAAGCACUAAUUGCUAAAUGGAGAAUAAUUAGUUUUGAAUCAGAGUGCUGCUCCUGGACCAGUUUAUCAAUAUAUCUAUAUUUUCUACGGUAAUUGAAUUAAUGCAUAGUGUAUAGUAGAUAUACAACUGUGAAAUCCUGCUGUCUAGUCUUUUUACAUUCAAGUUAAUAUGCUAAUAUAGAUAGUGCUGCUGAUCCCAGGUCAGCAAAUGAUCAUUAUGGGUCUAGAUAGAUAUAGUACAGGGUCCAAAGUAUAACAAAAACCAGUGCAUUCAGGAGAUACUGUUAAUUCCUUUUGAUUUUCAAUUCUAUACAUUUAUCAUGCUGUUUUAAUUUUCCAGAUCUGUGAACUGUAUUGCUACACGUAUGUCUAUGUUUUGGAAAUCCAGUUUUUGAAAUUGCAUUUAAUCUCAUUUUGAAGAAAACUGAUAUUACCCUUCUUUUGAUAUUAGCAUUAAUAAUGUCAGUGAAAUGUGAUGCUUAUUACAUCUGCAUUUCCACAUGUUCAGUAGCUACAGUAAUUCCAGAUGCUUUACUAAAAGUAUAUGAUGGACCUGAUGAUAUAGGAUUUUAAAAAGUGUCAAUCUGUUGAAAAAUAUUCCCAAUGUCUUUGAAAGGAACAGGAUGAUUUUUAUGAUUUUGGAAGUAGUAUGUGUAAAAAUUGCUAAUUUAAGAUUGAAGUAUUUAAGUCGAGACUAAAUGAGAUGCACUACAAGUAUAAAAGUCCCAUAAAAAGAUGUGUAAUAUUAUCGGAUGUGUCUUGAACCACAGGAAUAAAUGGUUUCCUAUAUUUUUAAAUUUAGAAUGAAAAAAUAUGAUGGAUGGAUGAUUCUUGAAGGCAUGGUUCAAACUUGAGUCAUAUAAUACCCUGCUUUAAUUUGUUAAUAUAAUGGUUUUAUUCCUGGUCAGUGCAUUUCCAUUUUCUGUUCCAUAGGAAACAUUCUAUUCUCAAGUAAAUGGUCAUUUCUUUUUUUUACAUGUAGUUUCAUUUAUACUACAAUAAAUGCAGUGAAUAAGUAAUACACAACAGUCAGAUUCUGGUGGGAAAAACUGCUAAAACAACAGAAAUUAUUAAAUUUCUGUUAGAUGGUGUCGAGUGAUCACUUGAUUAAAAAACAAUGCAAUUAAA